UAAACAUCUCGAUUAUUUCAAAAUAUUUAAUGUGAAAUAUUUAUAAGUUUAUAAAUACAAUCUACUUGUAACAGACAUCCCGAUAAUAGUAUUUGUAAUUAACUUUUUACCACUAAUACAUUUAUAAAAAGUAUAUAUUACACAAUAAAACAACAGUCCGUAAAUAUAUUUUUUAAAAUUACUUUGUAUGAUACAAUUAAAGAAGAAAAAGUGGACAGCUCCUACGAGAUGUAGGGUUUUUCCUUCCGCCGAUCUCAAUCCGUGCGGCUCAGUUAUGGAAUCCGAUUUGUAUUUUCUCUUUGGUUAAUUGGAGUGUUGCUUCAUCUGCGUUUCAGUAGCUACUAAGUUUUGUUUUUGUUGGGCAGCUUUGUUUCGUUGUUACACAGGUUUCAACCGGUGAGAUUUGGACUGGAAAGAAGAUCGUACUUCCAUUUGGGCGGCCUAGGUUGGGGUGAACUGUGAACGUGAGUCUCAUAGCGUGAUUUGGUGGCGGCUUUGUGGCAGCAGCAAUGCAGGUACAAAGCUUCGAAAUUGGACUUGGUAAAGGCAAUUUUGGAGAAGCAAGAUGGCUAUAUAAUAGGGGAGGGUAAUGGGGAAGGACUGGUUUUUGAUGAUGAGGGCAGUGAUGAGGAGGGAGAAGGUGCUCAGAUGGCUUUUACGGUGGUUGGUACUCUAAUCACAGACAAAAUGGUGAAGUUUCAGCUUUUCAAGAAAUUGGGGAGCGCAGAUAUUUGUUUACAUUUGUUUACAUUUUGAACAAAACCUGCUAGGAUUACAUGAGAUCAAGCCAGGGGAUUUCCACUUAGGGUCCCAUUGACCAUGACCGGUAUUUGGAUUCAGGUUCAUAAUGUGCCUGAUGGUCUUAUUUAUGACCCUAAAAACAGCACAAAAAAUUGGGAAUUAUCUAGAUAAAUUCGUUCACUUGGAUGAAAAUCAGAUAGAUGGUAGUUGCAGUGUUUAUUUGAGGAUCAAAAUUAGCCUAGAUAUAUGUGAACCUCUGCAGAAAGGGACAAAAAUUCAAAAGGAUAAUAGGGAGUUCUGGGUGGACUUUAAAUAUGAGAAAUUGCCUCGUUUUUGUUUCACUUGUGGGAUUAUUGGACACACAGAGAGAUAUUGUCCAUUGGCAUAUGGGCAAGGGAUAAAGGUUUUGGUUAAACCUUUCGGUCCAGAACUCAGAGCUGGAAGGGGGAGAUUUCGCCCAACAUGGGGUAAAAAUGGGUUGUUUCAGGAAGGGGAUGGGAAUUUAGGUAAAGACAGGAGUCACAGGACGUGCAUGGGAGGUAGGGGGAGGCAGAAUAGCUAUCAAGAUGGAAGAUUUAAUGCAGGAGAGCAACACAUGUUCCCGGGCAAUAGCAAGGAGGAUGCAGGAGACCAGAAGAGAAGGAGGCUUUGGAAGAACUCGUGGAAGAGGUCCAAGAAGGGGAGGAGAUGGAUCUAGAAACUUCAGCUCGGGAGGAUCAGGCCAAGGAGGAAGUUGCAAAGAAUGUUAUGGCGUUGGUCUCCUCAAAAAACGGGGUUGGGGCGGGCGCUGGA
Cuscuta epithymum is the source of this 1533-nucleotide messenger RNA. NCBI's taxonomy places the organism in Eukaryota, Viridiplantae, Streptophyta, Magnoliopsida, Solanales, Convolvulaceae. The record is from the annotation of a GenBank genome assembly.